Molecule: messenger RNA, 3860 nt
Organism: Phoenix dactylifera (date palm)
Lineage: Eukaryota; Viridiplantae; Streptophyta; Magnoliopsida; Arecales; Arecaceae
Source: RefSeq, a predicted model, not a curated record
CCUUCCUCUCAACGCCUAGGCGGUUCCAACACCCCUCUUUUCUUCAAGAAGAGAGAAUUAUUCUCAAAGAGAGAGAGUGUGUGUGUGAGACAUUGGGGUUUGGAGAAAAGAUAAAAAAUGACAGAUGAGACGGUGAGAUUCGGCGUUCUGUGCAGUAUGUUCGAGGCGAUGGUGAGGGAUCGGUCGGCGGCGAAGAAACGGAAGCGGUUCAGGACGCUGCUGGACCGGGUGUACACGGGGCGGGACUACUUUAGCGCCGUCCGGCUCAUCCUCCCAGCCCUCGACCGGGAGCGAUGCUCGUACGGGCUCAAGGAGUCCGCCCUCGCCGCCGCCCUCGUCGACGCCCUCGGCCUGGCCAAGGACUCUCCCGACGCCCUCCGCCUCGUCAACUGGCGCAAGGGCGGCGCCCGCUCGGGUGCCAACGCCGGCAACUUCGCCCUUGUCGCCGCCGAGGUUCUACAGCGUAGGCAAGGAAUGGCUUCUGGUGGGCUUACAAUCAAGGAGUUGAAUGAUGCUCUUGAUCAACUAGCCUCAAAAGAAAAUAGUCAAACAUCCUUUAACAGGGAAGGGAAGACUGCUGUUCUUUCUGGUCUCAUUAAGAAAACAAAUGCCCUGGAAAUGAAGUGGAUUCUAAUGAUCAUUCUUAAAGAUCUGAAGCUGGGGAUUAGUGAGAAGAGUAUAUUUCAUGAGUUUCACGCAGAUGCUGAAGAUUUGUUCAAUGUCACUUGUGACCUAAAACUAGUCUGUGAAAAACUGAAAGAUCGAAGUCAACGACAUAAACGGCAGGAUAUAGAAGUGGGAAAAGCUGUAAGGCCUCAGCUAGCUCUGAGGGUCACUGAUGCUGCAACUGCAUGGAGGAAGCUUCACGGAAGGCAUGUGGUUGUCGAGUGCAAGUUUGAUGGUGAUCGCAUUCAAAUCCACAAGAAUGGAGAAGAAAUUCACUUUUUUUCACGGAAUUUUCUCGAUCAUCCUGAGUACAAACAUGGCAUGUUGAAUGUUAUUUUACAGAACAUCACUGUUGAGAGGUGUAUUCUGGAUGGUGAAAUGCUUGUUUGGGACACGUCGACUCAACGUUUUGCAGAAUUUGGUUCAAAUCAAGAAAUAGCAAAGGCAGCUAGAGAAGGAUUAGAGAGUGACCGCCAGCUGUGCUAUGUUGCUUUUGAUAUUCUUUAUGUUGGAGACACUAGUGUUAUUCAUCAGAGCUUGACAGAAAGACAUGACCUCCUGCGAAAAGUUGUAAAACCUUUAAAGGGUCGCUUAGAAAUUCUGACCCCUAAUGGGGGUCUUAAUGAUCGUCGUUUGCAAGGCGAACCAUGUUGGUCCAUUGUUGCUUAUACUGUGGAAGAUGUGGAGAGAUUUUUCAAAGAAACUAUUGAGAACAGAGAUGAGGGAAUUGUGUUGAAGGACCUUGGUUCCAAAUGGGAACCUGGUGAUCGAAGUGGAAAGUGGUUGAAAUUGAAACCUGAUUACAUACAUGCUGGUGCUGAUCUGGAUGUGCUUAUUAUAGGAGGAUAUUUUGGUUCUGGCCGUCGUGGAGGAGAGGUAGCUCAGUUUUUGAUGGGUCUUGCAGUGCAUUCAGAUUCUACUAGCUGUCCAAAACGAUUUGUUUCAUUCUGUCGAGUUGGUACUGGUCUCUCUGACGAGGAGCUUGAUACUCUCAUUACCAAAUUGAAGCCCUAUUUCAGGAAGAAUGAAUAUCCAAAAAAAGUGCCAUCCUUUUAUGAAGUAACAAAUAAUUCAAAGGAGAGGCCAGAUGUUUGGAUUGACAGCCCUGACAAAUCGGUCAUACUUUCAAUAACUAGCGAUAUCCGAACAAUAAAGUCUGAGGUAUUUGCUGCGCCAUACAGUUUGAGAUUUCCACGUAUUCAUCGAGUGAGAUAUGACAAGCCAUGGCAUGAGUGCCUUGAUGUUCAGUCAUUCGUGGACUUGGUACAUUCAAGCAAUGGCAAUACACAGAGGGGAACAGAUCAUGGAGGUCUACAAAAUCAUGGAUCAAAACAUGUAAAGUCCACAAAGAAGGGAGAGAAGAAAAAUGUUUCCAUUGUCCCUGCUCAUUUGAUCCAUACCGACAUCUCUGGUGUUAAGGAGGAGACACUUAUAUUUGCAAAUAUGAUGUUUUAUUUUAUCAAUGUUCCUCCAUCCUCUUCUGUAGACUACUUUCAUAAAAUUGUGGUUGAGAAUGGGGGAACUUUCUCAAUGAAUCUCAAUGACUCGGUUACUCACUGCAUUGCAGCUGAGAGAAAAGGGAUCAAGUAUCAAGCCGCUAUGCGCCACAGAGAUAUCAUUCACUAUUCUUGGGUCUUGGAUUGUUGCAAACAAAAGCGUCUUCUACUUUUCCAUCCUAAGUACUACUUAUUUCUUGCAGAUUCUUCGAAGAGAAAGUUUCAAGAGGAGAUCGACACAUUCUCUGAUUAUUAUUACUGCGAUAUAGAUAUUGCAGACAUUAAACAGGUAUUCAGCAAUAUGCAUGGACCAGAAUAUGCAAACAACAUAGAUUAUUAUAAAAAGAAGUACUGUCCGGUGGAAGCAUUGUGCUUGUUUCAGGGUUGUUGUGUUUACUUCUACAAAUCAAUGUCUGUUAUAAAUACCUGUGAUGAAGUAAUAUCAGAGCUUGCUUUAAGGAGGAUGAGGCUUGAAAUAACCAUGCAUGGUGGUGAAGUUUGCAGCGGUCUUCAAUGUGCUACUCAUCUGAUAGUGUGUUCAACAACGAAAGAAGCCAACAACUUUGAUGAAAUAUAUAAAAGUUUUCCAUCUUCUCAAAGACACCUACUACAUGACAGAAGGCUACAUGUUGUGAUGCAUCAGUGGUUGGAAGAUUCAUUAGAAACAGGCAAGAAGUUGCAUGAAGAUUCUUAUAACUUGAAGCCUGAUACUUUAGAAGAAAUUAAGAUUGAUGAGAGCAGGCACAAUCUCGUAUCUCCUGUAACCACAAUUAAUACAGAAAAACAGAGUGUCUCUAGACUAAUUAUAGGUGAAAAGAGGAAAAGAGAUAGGCCCACGCAUGCUGAUACAAGAAAGGGUAGAACAGGUCCAAGACACAAACGGACAAUGCGGGCAAGGAUUGGAAAUAGACUUGCAAAAAUAGAUGCAGACGAAGCAGAGAACAGUGAUUCCUCAGAUGAAACUUCUAUGGGGAAAACCCUGAAGUCAAGGGAAGAGUCUGAGAUUGACAUCACAGAAAGUGUGGGUGUCAAAAAUCAAGAAUCAUUUUCAGAUGGAAGUUGUCAAAGAGAAGCCUUAGGAUCAAGGAAAGAGUCUCAAGGUGACAUGGAGGAAAGUGAGGAUAUCAAAUAUCAAGCACCACAUUUUAGUAUUCAAGUAGCUGAGUAUCCUCAAGGGUCUCAGAUUGUAACUCCAGAAGAUAGAACCAAUGAAAGGUUUGACAAUGUGCAAACUUUGAAUUUUACAGAAACAGGGAAUAAAGGAACUGGUGAAAAAUUGGAACAAAUGGUUGAUCCACUGCGUGCAAUAUUAUUGGAUAUGAUACCAAGUCUUAGCCAGAAUAAUGUGGAAACUGGAAGCUCCAUUCCUGACGGCAAGAAAGCACAGCCAGACCCCCACACCAACCCAGUGAAGAAGAAAGUUAGCUACAAAGACGUUGCAGGUCAACUCCUCAAAGAUGGGUAAUAGUUUAGAAAUCAAGUGAUUUAGUUUGUGUGCGCGUACAUAGAGUAUGACAGCUAAAGAUGCGAAAGUCUGCAACUCAAGCAGUGCUCUUUUGUAUAUUAUUACAGUCAAGUUAGCAUUAUAAUGCUUGUCUUCGAGAUGUUAUGUUUCACAAAACUUUCUUGUACAUGGUGAAGUACAAAAAUCCUUCUUGAAGGAAGCUAAUCUACUACACUUUGGAUUUUAUGCCGUCA